GGUCAGCCAAUCAGAGGAGACCAUACCUCUCCGUGGGCCAGCGCUGGGAUAAUGUUCUUCACAGCUGUUUUUUUUCCUCUCUUUCUGAAGUCAUGGCAGGAUUCAGGCAGGAUUAAACUUCCAGUUUGCUGAACGGUGAAUAAACUCGGAACUUUUACCGCUGAGACCUGCGCGCACAGCCCCGUCUGGUGAGGUAAUGUCUCUGAAAUGUUCAAAUGCCAUUCCCAGCUGCAGCGGGCUGUAGCCCCAGGCUGCUCCGGGUUUGCUUUUUAAGCUUUGUCCCAGUUGAAACAGUUGAUCCGGGACCAUGAGGACGCUCCGCUCCGAAGUCUCUGCUCGGUUCGGCUUGAACGAGACCAAGAAUUUCCAACUGUCCGCAGCCGGAUUGUGAGGAAGCGUGAGGUCCGGUGGUGACCCAGUCCGGACGGCAAGACCUCAGCAGACCCUGCCGGGAUUACUGUGGAAGAAGUCCGAAAACAAAGGAAACUUUUGUUGUUCUUUCAUUCCCCUCCGCUGGGAACAAACUCAGGAGUUUGGAGAAAGUUCAGAAAGUUUUGACGCACGCGCGCGCUCCCUUUGAUGUGAGCGCCGACAGGUUCUUCUGAUCCAGGUGGUUCCAGGUGAGAGGAUGGUGGAGAGCCGCAGCUGCGUCCAGAGAGAGGGGGUGUACCGCUGGUUCUCCACCCUCACCUCCGCCCAGAGAGCGGAGUUCCUCUGCGGCCUGCUGGACCUCUGCGUCCCCAUCGAGCUGCGCUUCCUCGGCUCCUGCCUGGAGGACCUGGCCCGCAAGGACUACCACUCCCUGCGGGAUGCGGAGAUCAAAGCCAACAACCCCGCCGACCUCUCGGGACUCACCAACGUCACGGACGAGGUGGUCCGCAGCAAGCUGCUGGUGUCGCUGGCGCUGCUGGGCACGGACAACCGGGAGGCCGCGGGGGUCCUGUACCGGACCCUGACCCACAUCGACACGGUGAUCAACAACUACGGGCUGGCGCUGAACGACGGCAGGACGGAGGAGCAGUUCCUGCUGCUGUUCACCAUGGCCUGCAACCACCCAGCCUUCAACUUCCACCAGAAACAGGUGCUGAGGCAUCAGCUGGGCCACAUCCAGGACAUCCUGCAGGCUGGCAGAGGAGGAGGAGGAGCAGGAGGAGGAGCAGGAGCAGGAGCAGGAGGAGGAGGAGAAGCUGCAGCAGAAGCUGGCAGUGAUGGAGCUGCUGGUUGCUAUGGUGUGCAGCCUCAUUCCCACUUCCACCGCCAGGCCGCCGCCGUGCCUCAGGCCGCCGCCGUGCCUCAGGCCGCCGCCGUGCCUCAGGCCGCCGCCGUGCCUCAGGCUGCCGCUGUGCCCAACGCCAGCACCACCUACCUGCCAACCUGCUACUGGCACAAGAACCAGAGCAGAGAGGUGUCGACGGGGUCAGGCCCGUCUUGCGGCGCAGCGUUGGGAAACGAAGAGCAGGCGGUCCACCAGGAGCUGCCGGCCCCUCGCCCAGAGCGCCGCUCUCCUCCGCCGCCCCUGCAGGUCCAGGAUGCAAGCAGGAGCCGCCAGGAGAAAUCAGCGAAAGCUGUGAUUGAGCGGGUGGUGCUCAGAAGAGCGAUCCACAAGCCAGAGAACGGCAGCGAAUAUGUGUUUGAGGUGGGCUGGUCCGACGGUUUUACAUCAUCUGUUGUCAGAACUCAACAGGAAGUGGCAGAGCUCAUAUCCCAGCUCUCUCAGGUGUUUCCUGACGAUGGACUGGAGAAGUUCCUCCCUCAAUCCGCAGAGGUCGACACCAGGUGUCUGGCUGCGCUGCCCAGCCUCGUCCUGCAGCAUCACUCCGUCCAGCUGUUCUUCACCUCCAGCCGACCUUUGACCCCCAGCUGCCCCGCGUCUCCUCCCUCCACCAGGUUACCUCCGGCUUUCCCCACCUGCUCAUCCUCCAACCCCGGCUGUAUGGUGCAGUACAGAGGAGCUAACAGGGCGUUGUACCGGGUGGCCAGCGUCCAGCCCGUGGUCAGCACCCACAGCUCGGUUCUGACCCGCUCCCCGCCUCACCUGUCCUCCCUCCUGCCUCCCCCCACGCCGCUGCCUCCCUCCAUGCACCACCUCCACCCUCCACCCAGCACCCAGUCGCUGCACCUGUCCCACUCCCAGCAGGUGUCCCACUCCCCCUCCCUGCCCCGCUCCCAGUCCCAUCCGGCCCAGUUAACGCAGAAUCAACCCAACACGCCAGAGCAGAACGGCAUCCUGGACUGGCUGCGUAAACUCCGGCUCCAUAAGUACUACCCAGUCUUCAAACAGCUCACCAUGGAGGAGUUUUUGGCGCUGACGGAGGAAGACCUCAACAAGUACGACUUGACCCAGGGAGCGAAGAAGAAACUCAAGACUCAGCUGGAGCUUCAAAAGUCAGCAGACAGGGAGAUGAAGACUGAGAAGCGGCCCUGCAGCGGCAUCGCCAGGGUUACACCGUCCAGUCACAUGGGAAUCUCAGUGCACCCCACCUCCACUGCAGGAGAGCUGCGAGUGGAGGUGGACGGAGUGCCACAUCUUCCUCUUCCUCCUCCUCCUCCUCCUGCUCCUCCUCCUCACCUGAUGCCCACAGACAGCAGCUCCUCCUGGAUGUCGCUCUGCUGCGACUCGGCCUUCGACAGGAGCAGAGACGCUGUGGGCCGUCCGAACGCCGCCGGCGGUACAGAGAAGGAGCGCUUCCUGUUGAGCUCUGCCGGUCCGUCCCGUCCCACGGCUCAGGUUCUUCCGGUUCAGACCGACCCGGCGCCCCUCCACCCCCCGUCCUGCUCCUCCCACCUCCCCCUCAGCGUCCUGCAGACCGCCUUCCCGCCGCAGCCCAGCUUCCCGACUCGCGUCCUGUCCUCCCCCAGGAAGCCACGCCCCUCGCCGCUUGGCGCAGACGACCGCGCGAAGCCGCUGGGCGCCGUGGCGGCAGGAUCCGGGUUCAGCCUGGGGCCCGGGGUCGGCGUGGCGGCGCGGCUGGAGAGCCAGUUCUCAGGGCUCAGCGUGGCGGACGGCGGCCCUCAGGAGGCCGCGGCGUCCCGUACGCGACCCGGCGCCGCCGUGGGUCUGAUGGUGGAAACAAGCUCCGCCCUCACCUCCACCUCCAACAGCCUGCACCACGUCUCCCAGCCGCCGCUCCUCUUCCACCUGUCCUCCUCCCCGACCGGGUACCACAUCUACCCCCCCGCCUCAUCCGCCCCGCCCGCCAACGCCGCCGGGAACCAGUACUACCAGUCUCCCUCCAGCCCCGCCCUGCCCACAUCCGCGCCGCCCUCCUCCAAUCAUAACGCCUCUGUGUGUGUCUGCAGCUCCUGCGGUUGCCACGGUAACUGCAGCCCGUACGCGGCGAUGUCUGGAUACGCCGCCGCCGGCUACCUGCAGCCAUCUUUGUUCACCCUGGGGCCGCUGCUCCACCUCAGCCCGCUCAUCGCCUCCUCCAGCGCCGCCGCCCCGCCCUUCUCCUACCCCAUGAUGGUCCCGCCUCCGCUCUACCGCCAGAGCCCCACGUCACAUGACCAGCAGCAGAGCUUCGGCUUCUACCAGCCGCACGGCAUUGUGGGAAACGGAGGCCAGAAGCGUGCGGUAGGAAACAUGUCGUGCUACAACUGCGGCGGCGGCGGACAUCGAGCCGAGGACUGCAAGCAGCCGGCGAUGGACUCAGUGCAGCAAGGAACAUUUCGGCUGAAAUUCACUCCUCACUCUCAGAGUAAAGACUCAGGAGAAUGAACCACGGAGAGGCGGUGACCUUUGACCUGCUGGAAGCGUUUUCACCUGCAGGAACGAACCAGCGAGUCGGUGAAACGCUGAUGGAGAAACGUUCAACUUUCCAACAAACCGGAGCUUCAGCCUCAGACUGACUGCAGGAAGAGCUUCACGCUUCCUCACCGCGGCAGCAGCUGCUCAGCCAAACCAGGGAGUUUGAACUUUGGCUUUUCACUUUUCAGACUCUGUAAUUUCAGUAUUAUCCUUCAUUUUAACGUCAUGCUGCAGUCAGGUUUCAAUCGGCUGAGUUCAAAAUAAACAAUCAAAAGGAGAUUUAAAAACAGGGUGAAACUUUUCUCCGACGAGGCGUUCGGGUGACGGCCGAUUCAGAACGACCAAUCAUUUUUAAGCAGCGGCUGAGGGAACGUCGCCUCUGCAGCGUUUCUACCUCAGAUCUGAGCUGAAGGCAGAAUCAUGGAAACAUUUCAAAUACACCAACUUUCACUCCCUCCUCCUUCAGAUCCGACCUAAUCAGUGUCAAACGUCUGCGCAGCAAAUGUUUUUCUGUCAUUUUAAACGUAUUAAAAAUGUAAAAAACGUAUGCUGCACAAAAGCAGUGCAGUUGAUUGACAUUUGAUUAUCUCUAAUUAGUACGUUUAAAAUAUUAGUGGCACAAACAAAAAACUACAGCACAAACCUGGCACAGUUCAAUUAAUUAAUCUAAAUUAAUUAGCACAAUUAAUUUAGAUCAAAUUUGUUAGAUUUUGUUCAUUUUGAUUGGAUACAUGAACUUUUUGCUGCACAAAACUAGUGCUGUUGACUGACACCAUAUUUGUUAGACUUUUUAAAUAUGUGUGUUGUCGUUGACCUUUGAUGACCUCUCCGGGCAUUUAAUCACAUCUUUAAAAUGAUUGUGGCACAAAUAAAAUUUUGCAGCACAAACGUUUGACACCGAUUUGGUUUAAAUUGAAGGUUUUAGGGCCAAUUCACUCAGGUCCGACUUUCUCCGUGUUUGGUUGGGUUUUCCUGUUUUGUGUUGCUCCUGCAGACUAGCGGCUGCAGGAGCAACAUGUCAUGCUGCACGGCGACGUGUGUAUCGGUGUGUUGGGGUCUGAGGUGUGUGACUCUGGGCUGGACCCGGAUCAGCUCUGCUCUCCUGGAGGGAGCACAGGAAGCAAGAAAGGGAUUUAAUUUAAAAUACUAAACGUCCGAUUAAGUUCUGCUGAAAAUAAAUAAAAAAGGUUUGUUUGUGUUUUGAGAUGAUUGUAUCAAAAUGUUCUGGGUUGUAUUAUUAUUUUGGGGGAAUCUCUUGUUCAACUUUCAUAGUUUUUGCUCCUGUUGGAUUUUUUUUUUUUUUUUUUUUUUACAGCAGCGUUUGAUGUUACUUUUUAAAAUGUUUUGUUUGCAAACGUUUCAGCAGUUUGUCUGGAGUUCAGGUUUUAUAUUUUCUGAUGUUUGGUAGUUUCUCUUCAGAUUUAAGGCUCUUUAUGUUUCUUUAUUUCCUUAACGUUGUAAUAUAAAGAAUUUAAUGGCGUCAUUAUUCACAUCGCUACUGUUAAAACUUUGAAUAACUGCCUCUAUUUUCACAUUCGACGAGAUUCUUCGUCAUCCGGAGUCGUGGUUCCUCUUUUAUGCUUCUGAUCAGAAACUGAUCGUAUCAAACUUUUGCAGAAACACGU
Messenger RNA from Poeciliopsis prolifica (blackstripe livebearer), 5373 nucleotides. It is a transcript of the gene zcchc14, whose product is annotated as zinc finger, CCHC domain containing 14. The transcript is spliced from 14 exons. The record is from RefSeq and is a predicted model, not a curated record. Bases 629 to 3718 code for a protein of 1029 amino acids. Lineage: Eukaryota; Metazoa; Chordata; Actinopteri; Cyprinodontiformes; Poeciliidae. Gene Ontology annotation, molecular function: phosphatidylinositol binding; nucleic acid binding; protein binding.